This is a messenger RNA of Dermatophagoides farinae (American house dust mite), 914 nucleotides long. RefSeq names its product very long chain fatty acid elongase 7. Gene Ontology annotation, molecular function: fatty acid elongase activity. NCBI's taxonomy places the organism in Eukaryota, Metazoa, Arthropoda, Arachnida, Sarcoptiformes, Pyroglyphidae. Gene Ontology annotation, biological process: sphingolipid biosynthetic process; fatty acid elongation, monounsaturated fatty acid; fatty acid elongation, saturated fatty acid. The record is from RefSeq and is a predicted model, not a curated record. Gene Ontology annotation, cellular component: endoplasmic reticulum membrane.
CUUUGUUCAUAAGUGUUUUGAAAAAAAUUCUAGGAAUUUUUUUUUCUCAACAAAAAUAAAUGGACAUAAUGAUGAUAAUCAAACGAAUAUGGAAUGGAUUCUGGUAUUGUUUUCAUGAUUAUUGGAUAGAAGCAGCUGAUCCACGAACCCGCCAUUUUCCAUUAAUUGAGUCGGGACCUGAACCAGUAAUCAUUAUAUUAUUGAUCUAUCUAUUAUUUGUUAAAUUAAUUGGACCAUGGUUCAUGAGUGAUCGACCACCAUUCAUUCUACGGAUACCAAUGUUAAUCUACAAUAUUAGUAUGGUCAUUAUUAAUCUAUUUUUAUUCACAUUCAUCACAAGCCGUAUUGAUUAUGGAAGACGGUUUUUAAAUUUUAAAUUUCCCGAUGUUAAUGAUUUUACACCAGAAACAAUAUAUGAAAUUCGUAUCGGUUAUAUUUGCUAUCUAACACGUUGGGCCGAUCUAUUGGAUACGGUGUUUUUUGUCCUGCGGAAAAAACAACAACAAAUUACAUUUUUACAUAUUUAUCAUCAUACAUUAGUACCAUUAAUUGGUUGGAUGACAGUGAAAAUUGCACCACAAGCACCGGUUGUUGGAUUAUUUCUUAUGUUAAAUACAUUUAUACAUUCAAUAAUGUAUUUAUAUUAUGCAUUAGCAGCAUUCGGGCCAGAAAUACAGAAAUAUCUUUGGUGGAAAAAAUAUAUAACACAAUUACAAUUAUUACAAUUUACAAUCUGUGGUAUUUAUGGUAUUAUUAUGGUAUUCUUACAGGAAGGUUUUCCACCUGGCCUAUUUUGGCUAGGUUUUGCACAGAAUCCAUUCUUUUUCUAUAUGUUUUAUGAAUUUUAUCAAAAAUCUUAUCGUAAAAAACAAUUACAACAACAACAACAACAACAGCAGCAGGAACAAAAACAA